This is a messenger RNA of Myxozyma melibiosi, 702 nucleotides long. Its product is annotated as D-Tyr tRNAtyr deacylase-like domain-containing protein. Gene Ontology annotation, molecular function: D-tyrosyl-tRNA(Tyr) deacylase activity. Gene Ontology annotation, cellular component: cytoplasm. The coding region runs from base 151 to 660 and encodes 169 amino acids. Gene Ontology annotation, biological process: tRNA metabolic process. The transcript is spliced from 3 exons. Lineage: Eukaryota; Fungi; Ascomycota; Lipomycetes; Lipomycetales; Lipomycetaceae. The record is from RefSeq and is a predicted model, not a curated record.
GUUUUGUAUUUAUAGUCGAGUUGUUGUAAUUAGUAAAUUCAAGAUCAUCGGUGCGGCGCCAUCUCAUUGAGUAUCAAAGUAGUUCUCAACCUGCACCACCACCUCCCUCUUCCUCUCCUCCAUCCCGCCACUCGCAGCCCAGAGCCAAGAAUGCGCGCAGUCGUGCAACGUGUGCGCUCGGCCUCAGUCUCCGUCGACGACACCCUGAUCUCCUCGAUCAAUAGAGGUCUGCUAGUACUCCUCGGAGUCGAAGCAGGCGACACGCAAAAAGAUGCAGAGCAGAUGGCUAGCCAAAUCACCAAGUUGAGAAUAUUCCCGUCGCCGCCCGCUGCUGCUGUGGAAGGGUCGUCGAGUACGCCUGCGGAAGGGUCGACGCAGCUGAGCAAGCAGUGGGAUAAGAGCGUGGUUGCUAUCGACGGGGAGAUUUUGUGUAUUUCGCAGUUCACACUGCUUGCGUCUGUGAAGAAGAAUAAGCCUAGUUUCCAUAGAGCUGAGGGGCCACAGGCGGCGCUGGAGAUGUACGACUACACGAUGGCACAGAUGGAGAAACAGUUUGGCGAGGCGUCGGUAGGGAAGGUGAAGCCUGGGGUUUUUGGGGCGUAUAUGCAGGUGUCGCUCGUCAACGACGGACCGGUUACGAUAGAACUGUCGACGAAGUAGAGCAGGAGAACGAUAUAUGGCUACGAUGUAUAGAGAGGAUGA